UUGCAGGUCGGGAUAUCACACAGUUUGUACAGCAGCUACUGCGUGAUCGAGAGCCUCAAAUACCUCCAGAAGACUCAAUGGAGGAAGCUAAACGCAUCAAAGAAUCCUACAGUUAUGUAUGCCCAGACAUUGCCAAGGAAUUCAAGAAAUAUGAUGCGGAUCCCGAGCGAUGGAUCAAGCAACACACUUUCAAUCACUCUGUGAAUAAGAAGGAAAUUGUGGUUGACGUUGGAUAUGAACGAUUCAUGGGCCCCGAGAUAUUCUUCAGUCCCGAGUUUUCUAAUCCUGAUUUCACAGACUCAAUUUCUGAUGUGACCGAUGCUGUCAUUCAACAAUGUCCCAUCGAUGUUCGAAGGGGGCUGUACAAGAACAUCGUGCUUUCCGGAGGAACAACCAUGUUCAAAGACUUUGGUCGGCGAUUGCAACGCGAUGUCAAGAAGAUCGUUACCAAUCGACAAGAAGAGAGUGCGAAAUUGAGCCAGGGCCGCAUUCAGCCGACGCCGAUGGAUGUUAAUGUUAUUUCGCACAAAAUGCAGCGCUACGCUGUCUGGUUCGGAGGCAGUAUGCUGGCUUCCACGCCUGAAUUCUACUCCGUGUGCCAUUCUAAGGCGGAUUACGAAGAGUAUGGACCAUCAAUCGCCAGACAUAACCCCGUGUUCGGUGCGAUGAAUUAAACUCGAUGUGGGACAUGGGCGUUUGAGUCACCUGUGUUCAACCAUAGCGCCGUCAUGGAUCACAACUACACCCUUAGUUCCUCAGUUCCUCUUCACAACUCGGUGAUAAUAAAUAAAAUCGUUGGAACGCUUGACAGAGAUA
This is a messenger RNA of Sphaeroforma arctica JP610, 816 nucleotides long. RefSeq lists its product as hypothetical. Gene Ontology annotation, biological process: Arp2/3 complex-mediated actin nucleation. The record is from RefSeq and is a predicted model, not a curated record. Bases 78 to 674 code for a protein of 198 amino acids. Gene Ontology annotation, molecular function: actin filament binding. The transcript has 5 exons. NCBI's taxonomy places the organism in Eukaryota, Ichthyosporea, Ichthyophonida. Gene Ontology annotation, cellular component: Arp2/3 protein complex; actin cortical patch.